AUGGGUACCACCACUUUUAGCCCCUUCACCCUUCUCUGGUGGUUUGAUGUGAACCAGUCUUGUCUCUUCAGCUCCACUGGGGCCCAGUGCAUGUCCCCAGCCACACCUGGUGGGGCAGCUGACUUGAUAAAAAGUAGCUCCGAGGGGGUGGGCGGGGGCUAUUCGAGGAGCAGGAGGAUGAGCGCUGAGUAUGGACAGCGGCAGCAGCCCGGGGGCCGUGGGGGUCGCAGUUCUGGGAACAAAAAGUCCAAAAAGCGCUGUCGGCGCAAGGAAUCCUACUCCAUGUAUAUCUACAAGGUGCUGAAGCAGUCUGACUGUGAGGGGCACAAAUUGCAACUGAUGGAACCCCAGCUCAGGGGUGAGGCUUGCAGUGUAGGCAGGACCCCCCGUCCCCCAGCCCCUUCCAUUAAGCGAGUGGUGCUGCCCUCUCUCCAGGUGCACCCUGACAUCGGCAUCUCUGCCAAGGCCAUGAGCAUCAUGAACUCGUUUGUAAACGAUGUGUUUGAGCGGCUGGCGUGUGAGGCUGCCCGGCUGGCCCAGUACUCGGGCCGGACCACCCUGACAUCCCGAGAAGUCCAGACAGCCGUGCGUCUGCUGCUGCCUGGGGAGCUGGCCAAGCACGCUGUGUCCGAGGGCACCAAGGCUGUCACCAAGUACACCAGCUCCAAGUGACCCAGGGUCUGACAAA
This is a messenger RNA of Cercocebus atys (sooty mangabey), 688 nucleotides long. RefSeq names its product histone H2B-like. Gene Ontology annotation, molecular function: protein heterodimerization activity; DNA binding; structural constituent of chromatin. Bases 1 to 672 code for a protein of 223 amino acids. The record is from RefSeq and is a predicted model, not a curated record. The transcript is spliced from 4 exons. Gene Ontology annotation, cellular component: nucleosome. Lineage: Eukaryota; Metazoa; Chordata; Mammalia; Primates; Cercopithecidae.